AUGGCUCUCAACGUCCCAGGGCUGAUUGCAACCAUUGUCUUCUACCUGCUGGUCCUCGGCAUCGGCAUCUGGGCCUCCAUUAAAUCCAAACGCGAUGAGACUCGAACCCAAGCUGCUCAUGCGGAUAUGGCCUUGCUGGGCGACAGAAAGAUCAGCCUGGUAGUGGGCAUUUUCACCACCACAGCAACCUGGGUUGGUGGAACCUUCAUCAUCGGCACAGCAGAGACCGUCUAUGAUCCCAAACUGGGCCUGAUCUGGGCCGUGAUGCCGGUGGCAGCAACUGUGGCCUUCAUUGUAGGUGGUCUGUUUUUUGCUGUACCGAUGCGAGAAAGACAGUUUGUCACAAUGAUGGACCCCUUCCAAAUCAAGUAUGGCAACAAAAUGAGCGCCUUGCUGUCACUGGCCCCACUCAUGUCAGAAAUCGUCUGGGUGACCUCGACUCUCAUCAGCUUAGGUGUAACGAUGAGUGUGAUCCUGGACUUGUCUUAUGCAAUCUGCAUUUGGAUCUCUGCUGGUGUUGCCAUCACCUACACCCUGCUGGGGGGCCUCUACUCUGUGGCCUACACCGACAUCAUCCAGCUAGUUCUCAUUUUCAUCACCUCGUGGAUGUGCAUCCCGUUUGUCUUCACCAAUCCAUCCUCAGUUGACAUCACCACCACUUCCUUCAAUGGGACCUUCCAGCCACCCUGGGUGGGGUCCCUAACUGGCACUACGGCAUGGAGGUGGCUGGACAUUUUUUUACUGCUGAGCAUCGGGGAUAUUGGCUUCCAGGACUUUCAUCAGAGGACAUUAUCAGCAUCCUCCUCUUACACAGCCAAACUCAGAUGCUUCGCUGCUGCCUUUCUCAUCCCAACAUUUGGGAUACCUCCAGUGCUGAUCGGAGCCGUGGCAGCUUCAACAGACUGGAACCUGACAACCUAUGGUUUGCCACCUCCAUAUGAGCGUGGACAAACUGGUCUUAUUCUGCCUCUUGCGCUGCAACACCUGACCCCACCAGUCAUCUCUGUUGUGGGCAUUGGUGCGGUUGCAGCUGCAGUGAUGUCAUCAACUGACUCUGCCCUUCUGUCGGCUGCGUCCAUCUUCUCUUCAAACAUUUACAAAAAGAUCUUAAGGACCAAGGCGUCUGAAAAUGAGAUGCGCUGGGUCAUCCGCAGCUCUGUGGUUCUGUUUGGUCUCGCUGGCACAUCGCUCAGCUUCCUGCACUCAGGCGUUAUGGCAUUUUGGAUUCUAGGGGGUGAAAUCGCCUACAUCUUGAUGCUUCCCCAGCUGGUCUCUGUUCUCUUCUUCCCAAUAUCCAAUGGAUAUGGUUCAGCAGCAGGCUUCUUACUGGGAAUAUUCCUGAGGCUGAUGUGUGGAGAGUUACUGCUUGGAAUACCAGCUGUCAUCAAGUUCCCUGGGGGCGUUGUAGAAGACGGCUUGUACGUGCAGAACGCUCCUGUGAACUCAAUCUGCAUGCUGAGCUCCUUCGUCUGCAUCCUUAUUGUGUCCGCCCUGAUGGUACAACUCUUCAAUAGGAACUUGCUUCCUGAGAAAUGGGACGUCUUCCAGGUGAAAGCUCAGAAGCGUCCUACGCAGUUUCAGAGUGACGGAACAAAUGAGCUCAUGCUGGAGCCCAAAUGUUAAAAUGUCAGCAUAUGUAACUGUACGGCAUCAUAUCUGCCAAAUUCUUAAUCAACCCAGAGCGACUAGAACACUUCAGUAC
Synchiropus splendidus (mandarinfish) is the source of this 1702-nucleotide messenger RNA. RefSeq names its product high-affinity choline transporter 1-like. Gene Ontology annotation, cellular component: plasma membrane. NCBI's taxonomy places the organism in Eukaryota, Metazoa, Chordata, Actinopteri, Syngnathiformes, Callionymidae. The transcript is spliced from 8 exons. Gene Ontology annotation, molecular function: choline:sodium symporter activity. The record is from RefSeq and is a predicted model, not a curated record. The coding region runs from base 1 to 1623 and encodes 540 amino acids. Gene Ontology annotation, biological process: choline transport; acetylcholine biosynthetic process; transmembrane transport.